This is a messenger RNA of Xyrichtys novacula (pearly razorfish), 1272 nucleotides long. NCBI's taxonomy places the organism in Eukaryota, Metazoa, Chordata, Actinopteri, Labriformes, Labridae. The record is from the annotation of a GenBank genome assembly.
AUGGAGGAAAUGACAACCUUUGAAACUACAGAAAUUCAGCCACAGCCCCCUGUCCCUCUGUCUCCACUAAUCUACACUCCUCCGUUGAGGGAUGGUGAGCGUUACCAUGUCUUCAUCAGCUACAGCAGCACUGACUACCAGUGGACCCACUCCCUCAUUGAGCAGCUGGAGUCCUGCGGCCUGCAGGUCUGCUACCAUGAGCGUGACUUCACUCCAGGACGCACCGUGUUGGAGAACAUGUCAGACUGCAUCCAGGAGAGCCAGAAAGUCCUGCUGGUCCUCAGUCCAGAGUUUGUGAGGAGCCGCUGGUGUCUCCUGGAGGCCAACAUGUCUCUGUUCAGGGACUGCCUGGAGAGGAAGCCAAUAGUUCCAGUGCUGCUGGAGCCUGGAGUCUCUAUUCCUCUCCACCUCUGCCACCUCACCUACCUGGAAGUCAAUGACCCUGACUUUAAGAGUAAGCUGCUCAAGGUGCUCUGCACCCCCAACCAACAGCUGCAGGGCUCCACUGUGGUUCCCUUCCAGCCUCCCUCCAUCUACAACGGGAAGGCCCUGCAGCCUUUGAAGGCUGUCAAUAAUGAAAGACUGAACCAAUGGGAAUCAGGUCUGUUCAGUGACAUGGAGGUUCCAGACCAACUGCGCCUGAUCAUUGAGGACCACAACAAGUACAGAGAGGCUGUGAGGAUCAUCAACAGUGUCUCUGAAAACAAAGUUUGGCUGCGCCCACUCUGGGUUAGAAUUUUAAUUUAUGUGAUUAGUGGUUUUUUUUUUCUUAUCUUAUUAGCCUUUAAUGCGUAUUUAAUGUCAAUGUUCUACCACACUGAUGAUCCAUAUCUUGGUGCAAAAACUGAAGUGUGGGUCCUUUUUACCAUUUGCCUGCACAGUUGUCCAGUGGUUCUUCUAAUUCAGCUUUGUCUCUGGACGAGGGAUAGUAAGAAACACAUUUUGAAGGAGAUGCAGAAAGCUGUAGGCAGAGCAAACAUGAUGCUCUUUGAGGAGAAAGUGUUAAUGGGAUGUAUGUCCACUUCUACAAUCAAUCUUGUGUAUGUUUCUCUGGACAGGUGUAAACAAGAGUUUGCAGAAACAUUUUCUGAGCAGGAUGUUGCUGAGGAGAUGUUUCAGAGAGCUAUAAUGUUCUUCUCAUCAGGGUACACCUGCUGCCUUGCUAAAAGGCACUUUCCCUUUAUCCAGCCCAGCUCCACUGGUCACCUGGAGGGAGGAGUGUGUUUCUGUCAGUAUGUCUCCCAGCAGCUGAGUACAGAGACAUGGGAGUAG